This is a messenger RNA of Cajanus cajan (pigeon pea), 2216 nucleotides long. RefSeq names its product putative polygalacturonase. The record is from RefSeq and is a predicted model, not a curated record. Gene Ontology annotation, biological process: carbohydrate metabolic process. NCBI's taxonomy places the organism in Eukaryota, Viridiplantae, Streptophyta, Magnoliopsida, Fabales, Fabaceae. Gene Ontology annotation, molecular function: polygalacturonase activity.
CGCAAUCAGAUGCUGAAUGCUGAAUGCUGAAUCAUCACACUUCCAACUCAAUAAUGAAAACGUUUUAUGUUUUUUACUUUCGUAGAUCUAAUUUAUAUGUAAUUAUGACGACUUGUUUUCCAUUAGAUACUUCAAGCUCCUACAUGAACUGAAAUUUAAUGUAGUAACGCAAUCUUUACAAUAUGUUCAAACUUCAUCUCUGCGAUUUUUCACACGCUAUUGAAUUGAAUCCGAAAAAACUUGUCGAGCGAAAUUUGUAAACGUCACCUUACAAGGCACGUUCCUGUUAUCUCAUUCACAUGACGAAUAAGAGUUAUAUAUAUAUUGUGGGGUAGCACAAAAUGAAAGCAAAAUAUAACCCUCAAUAAUUAUUAUAUAAAUGCAUGUAUAUAUAUACCCACAAUUUCUCCCCAUGUAAACAUACCAAUAGCUCAAAGCCGCACCUAUUUUCUCCCCUAAACAAAAUUCAGGUCAUGGACGUGUUGUUGUUAUUAUUUGUUAUCUUGGUUGGUUGGCCAAACCUGGUUGUAGUAGAGAGCCGAAAAGCACCAGUUGUGGACUACUUUGAGUAUUGUGCUUUGAGCUGCAGAGCUUAUAGUGCCUCAUUGGAAGAGUUUGGAGGGGUUGGUGAUGGAACAACUUUGAACACAAAAGCCUUUCAGGCAGCCAUAGAUCAUUUGAGUCAGUAUGCAUCAAGUGGUGGGUCUCAACUUUAUGUUCCCCCAGGAAGGUGGUUAACUGGAAGCUUCAAUCUCACCAGCCAUUUCACAUUAUUCCUACACAAGGAUGCUGUGAUUCUUGGCUCUCAGGAUGAAAAUGAUUGGCCAGUGAUUGAUCCCCUGCCAUCUUAUGGCAGAGGGAGGGACACGCAAGGUGGAAGGUUUAGCAGCCUAAUUUUUGGAACCAACCUCACAGAUGUGGUCAUAACUGGUGACAAUGGCACAUUAGAUGGACAAGGUGAUUUGUGGUGGCAAAAAUUCCACAAGGGGGAGCUCAGUUAUACCCGGCCUUACCUGAUUGAAAUCAUGUACUCAGACAAUGUUCAGAUAUCCAAUCUCACUUUGGUUAAUUCUCCAUCUUGGAAUGUCCAUCCUGUAUACAGCAGCAACGUUGUUGUUCAAGGAAUCACAAUUCUUGCUCCUGUGACAUCGCCAAAUACAGAUGGAAUCAACCCUGACUCUUGCACAAACACAAGAAUUGAGGAUUGUUAUAUAGUGUCCGGGGAUGAUUGUGUGGCUGUGAAGAGUGGUUGGGAUCAGUAUGGUAUAGCAUAUGGAAUGCCAACAAAACAACUUGUGAUCAGAAGACUCACUUGUAUUUCUCCAUUCAGUGCUGUGAUUGCUUUAGGGAGUGAAAUGUCUGGUGGGAUUCAAGAUGUGAGGGCCGAGGACAUUAUAGCCAUCAAUUCAGAAUCAGGGGUCAGGAUCAAAACUGCUGUGGGAAGAGGAGGCUAUGUCAAGGACAUAUAUGUUAGAAGAAUGACCAUGAAAACCAUGAAAUGGGCAUUUUGGAUGACAGGAAAUUAUGGCUCUCACGCUGAUGACAACUAUGAUCGUAAUGCACUUCCUGUGAUUCAGAACAUUAAUUAUCGUGACAUGGUUGCUGAGAAUGUCACUAUGGCAGCAAGGUUGGAGGGUAUAUCGGGUGCCCCUUUUACUGGAAUCUGCAUAUCCAAUGUAACCAUUCAACUGGCUAAGAAGGCUAAAAAAGUUCCAUGGACUUGCGCUGAUGUUGCGGGGAUUUCAAGUGAUGUGAAACCUACGCCGUGUGAUCUGUUGCCAGACCAAGAAGAGAAGAUAGGGGCAUGUACCUUCCCAGAAGACAGGUUGCCCAUCGAAGAUGUCAAGGUCCAAACGUGCACUUACAGAAGGAAUUUAUGAUAAUAGUGUAAAAGGAAUGGCUUAGUUCAAGGGAACAAUCCAAAGCAAACAAUGUAAUACUUAAAAAUUGUAUUUAAAACAUUGCGUACUUAUAAAGACUCUGAACAGGGGGACAAGAAGAACAAUGAUACAGAAAUGAGUCAACAAUAAAUACACAAUUUCGUUGUCAUUUCACGAAAUUCAUUGUUUUUUUUGCCUGAACCUUGCAAAACAUAAGUAGGUACCAGGUAGAAGGAACGAUCACACAAUUAUUUGAUUGCUAUUGCUGCAUUCAAAAGGGAGAUAGUUUCGUUAUGCAAACUUAUUAUGAUUAACAACUCUUUAGUGUUACUUUUA